Messenger RNA from Achroia grisella, 2152 nucleotides. Its product is annotated as protein halfway-like. Lineage: Eukaryota; Metazoa; Arthropoda; Insecta; Lepidoptera; Pyralidae. The record is from RefSeq and is a predicted model, not a curated record. The transcript has 9 exons. The annotation marks the transcript as partial.
GUGACGAUAUGGAUUCUAGUUAUAUAUUUGACGCUACAUUUGCCGUCCAUUGAAAUGAGAGUAGACGACUUAGAGCAGCCAGUACACAGACAGGGACCGAAACCAGUACAGCAUCAGCCACCAGCCUCUACGCAGAAGCCGAAGACAGUGAGCCAGGCUCACUUGAAGAGAGGGAAGUGCUUCCACAUGUCCCGCUCCCAGUGCCCACCAGAACGCGGCACAUGCGCCAGGGUCGGAGACGCGUCUGUCUUCUGCUGCGACCUGGACAGCAUCAGCCUGAAAGAUGCCUUAGCAAACACAAUGACGCAGAACACGACGAAUCUGCACGUGUUGAACGCGACCAUCGAUGAAUUGGACGUAUCCCAAGCUGUGUUCAGGCGGCUCGUGUCUAUGUCACUCACAGACGGCGAUAUCGGCAAGAUUGUUGGUCAAUUCCCGAAGUACUCAUCGCUAGCGUGUGUGAACAUCUCCAACAACAACCUCACCAGUUCCAAGCUGCAGCCGUCUAUACAGCGCCCGUUUGCGUACCUCUUCAACCUGACGGUCCUGGACGCCUCCGGGAACAACCUCACAGAGUUCCCUCUCAGUCUGGUGCAUAGCAACAGGAAUAUCUCAGUGGAUUUGUCAGGGAACAAGUAUCUUCCAUGCAAGCACUUCCAGAAAGCGAUGUACGAGACCAACAACAGUUCCCUGGUGACCUUCCUCCACUAUAAUCAGACAUACUGCGCACUAGACCUGGAGUUCAACUGGUUCAAAGAUGUGCAGAUUGUGCUGAUCGACCAUCUGCGGGUGCAGAAAGAGCUCAACGCCAGUUGCCGAAGAAUGGAACCUGAGAAUAUCAACUGCACUUGCGUGUUGGAACGUCUGGAGCUGGUGGGGGAAGAGGUGACCAACCUGGUCGCUGUGGACUGCUCCCAGCGACACCUGAAGAGGAUGCCCACCAACCUGCCUCCGAAUACAGUGAAGCUCAAUAUAUCUUACAACAAUAUAACAUCGCUUCAAGCAGUAGGCGAUGAUCCCACAUAUGAACACCUUCGGCAGCUGAUAGUGGACUACAACGAUAUAGUGAACAUCGUGGAGCUGGAGGGCACUAAGUUCAUAGACAACUUCAUCUUCUUCUCCAUUGUACACAAUAAACUUAAAACUAUCCACACAUAUGUGCUAUGGAAUCGUUUCGACACUACGGGCCCUACUUUCUUGAUAGCAGGCAAUCGUAUACACUGCGAUUGUAACACUGAAAAAAUGCUAAAGCCGUGGCUACAGGAAAACUUCAAAAACAUACCGGACUACAAAAGUCUAGAAUGCCAGGACAACAUGGGUGCUGUGGUGGAACUAAUUGAGUCACGUGUCUGCCACACGCCCCGAGAUUGGACAGAUUAUAUCUAUUACAUCAUAGGUUUAGAAGUUUUAAUACUAGUUCUACUUAUUAGUAAAGUCUCUUAUGACUACUGGGUGUUUAAGACAGCAGGCUACUUGCCGUGGCCUGCAAACAAAAUGCCGAGGCUGCCGUGUGACUGGCUGUGCGAGUGAGAUGGAAGACAUCUAUUGGGAUUCCAAGGAAUGUAAUACAUUCAGCCAUGUGUUUAAUGAAUGUGGUAGUGUUAAUCGGUUUUAAAAAGAAAACGGGAUCAUUUUUUUUAAAUAUUUGUUAUACAUUUUGUAUAAAUUAUGAAGUAAAAGAUAUUUUGUUAUCUGUUCUAUUUGAAAUCAGAAUUAAAAGGAUAUUUUUAUCAAAUUUGAUAAUAUUAAAAAUCUUAUAAUAUUAUAAAUAUAAAGAAAAUGUAAUAUAGAAAUAUGUGUUUUAGAAUAUGUUAGAGAUCUCUUGUGUUAAAUAUGUUGUAAAUUUUAAUGUAUAUGUAUAUAAAUGUUGCUGUAUAAUUAAGUAUGAAUUAAUAUACAAGUCCCAAUUUUGAAGUAGUAUGUAGUUAUUGACCGUUUGUUUGGAAUCUCCAAAUAUCUCGAUUAUAUAAAAAACAUGCAUAGCAUUUUCAGGAAGAAUGUCGUAAUAAGGAAAUCUUAAAAUUAUAGGAAAUAUUAUCAUUUUUAUAAUCUCAACUUAUGGUCACUAAUAUGCAGCAAAGAGUUUGAAUGAAAUUAUUUUGUCUAUCGUAAGCAGAGUUAUAUAUUUUUUAAUUUAUUGGGCAUUGGCGAU